GGUGAACGUCCAUGAGUAACCCGCUGGAGUUUCGUCACAUCGCCCCACUCUCUGGUGUUUCAAGACUCUGACGGGCAACUGUGACCUCAUCAUGAUGUGAUUUUUUUUGCCUUUCUCAUCCCACUCUCCUCCUCAUCCACUACGGACACAUGGAUGUUUUAUAGACUCCUGUCAUCUAUUGAGCGCUUUCAUUCAACUGUUCAGGAUUGCGUGUCGGUUUGUCUCCACGGGAUGUACCCUGCCUUCUGCCCGAGUCCAGCUGGGAUAGGCUCUAGCCACCCCCCUAGACAAAUUUGUGGUUUCAGCCUGUGCUUGUCGACCGGCUAUGGCACAGCAGGAGGGUUCUCCCAAAAAGCACCCAGCUAUAAGGGCGCUACACUCCCACUUUAUAGUGGGAUCGGUGUCGGAGGAGAAUUCCGAAGAUGAAAUCCAAGGGAAGCCAGAUGUACAGCCGGAAGAGAAGGAGGGACGUUCCUCGUCACCGUCAUCCGGCAGCUCCGACAGUACCUAUGACAUGAGCUUUGAGCACAUCGACAGCAACACGCAUAACCUAAGGUCAAGCAUGUCUGGGCUACAUCUGGUGAAGCGAAGUAGAGAUCGCCGCCGUAUUGAUCUGCAGAGGGACUUCACUGUGGCAUCACCUGCUGAACUUGUCACCCGUUUUGGUGGCAACAAGGUCAUUGAAAAGGUGCUUAUCGCGAACAAUGGCAUUGCAGCAGUUAAGUGCAUGCGCUCAAUUCGACGCUGGGCUUACGAGAUGUUUCGAAAUGAACGGGCAAUCCGCUUUGUGGUGAUGGUGACCCCGGAGGAUCUAAAGGCCAAUGCUGAGUACAUCAAAAUGGCAGAUCAUUACGUCCCUGUGCCGGGAGGGACAAACAACAACAACUAUGCCAAUGUUGAGCUCAUUCUGGAUAUUGCAAAACGAAUACCUGUUCAGGCUGUGUGGGCUGGAUGGGGUCAUGCUUCAGAGAACCCCAAACUCCCAGAGCUACUCAAUAAGCACAGCAUUGCUUUCAUGGGUCCUCCGAGUCAGGCUAUGUGGGCAUUAGGAGAUAAGAUUGCCUCCUCUAUUGUUGCUCAGACAGCUGGUAUCCCAACUUUGCCAUGGAGUGGCACAGGCCUGACAGUCGAAUGGUCAGAGAGCAACCAAAAGAAACGAACCAUCAGUGUUCCCCAUGACUUGUACGAGCUUGGAUGCAUUCAUGAUGUACAGGACGGCCUAAAAGCUUCUGAGAAGAUUGGCUACCCUGUUAUGGUGAAAGCCUCAGAAGGAGGUGGGGGUAAAGGCAUCCGGAAGGUCAAUUCAGCUGACGAUUUACCAAAUCUAUUCAGACAGGUCCAGGCAGAAGUUCCAGGUUCCCCCGUGUUUGUCAUGCAGCUUGCCAAGCAUGCUCGCCACUUGGAGGUCCAGAUCUUGGCCGAUCAGUAUGGAAAUGCCAUUUCCUUGUUUGGCAGAGACUGUUCAGUGCAGCGCCGGCAUCAGAAAAUUAUAGAGGAGGCACCUGCUACUAUCGCCACAUCUGACGUGUUUGAGGAUAUGGAACGGUGUGCAGUUAAGCUGGCAAAGAUGGUGGGCUAUGUCAGUGCGGGUACAGUUGAGUACCUCUAUAGCCAAGAUGGCAGCUUCUACUUCCUGGAGCUCAACCCUCGUCUGCAGGUGGAGCACCCCUGCACUGAGAUGGUGGCUGAUGUCAACUUGCCUGCCGCACAACUGCAG
This is a messenger RNA of Nerophis lumbriciformis (worm pipefish), 1717 nucleotides long. The record is from RefSeq and is a predicted model, not a curated record. NCBI's taxonomy places the organism in Eukaryota, Metazoa, Chordata, Actinopteri, Syngnathiformes, Syngnathidae.